AUGGCAAACCAGCAGUUAGACUAUAAGUUUCUCCCGACUUCACGUGGUGGACGUUAUCUAGUUGUUGAAGGCUUUGUGUUUCGAUUGAAUCGAAGACGCAACGAUGCUUCAUGGGCAUCUUGGAGAUGCCAGGAGAAGACAUGUGCUGCGACUGUCUCUACUGUGAACGACAUCAUCACCAAGCAUCCCAGCCCACAUAACCAUGGACCUGUCCAUAAUGAGAUAAAGGUCAGAGAGACACUGGACAGGAUGAAGAUGGUGGCCAAGUCAUCUCUGGGUCCGAUACCGACGCUGUACAACGAGGUUCUGGCCUCAGUGAGCGAUGGUCCUUGGACGGAAGAGAACAGGUCGUUCAUCGCAGAAAUGCCGACGUACGACACCGUCAAGAACAGACUGUACCAGGCCCGAAGAUCCACCUUCCCACCCAUCCCAUCUUCCCGACGAGAAAUCGUGAUCCCAGACGAGUUCAAAACAACCAACGCUGGCGAGCCCUUUGUCAUCAUCAACGAUGGCGACGACGAUAAGAUCCUUGGCAUGACGACAACGGUGAACAUGCAACAUCUUUGUGCUGCCGAAGUUGUGUAUGGUGACGGAACCUUUUAUGUCUCACCAUCACUCUUCCUGCAGCUGUACACUCUCCAUGCUAUGGUUGGUGGUCAGAUGUUUCCGCUGGUCUUCUUCUUGCUGCCAGACAAGGCGACUGUUACUUACGACCGCGCCUUCCGUCUCCUGAAGGAAGCAGUGGAAGCAAGAGGACUUCAGAUGUCACCUCAACACAUCCAGAUGGACUUCGAAUCUGCAGCGAAGAAUGCCGUCUCCGUCAACUUCCCGACGACGCUGUGGAGGGGGUGUCUAUUCCACUACUUCUGUGGAAGAAGACACAAGGGGUUGGCCUUCAGGGUAGACGACGUGUGGCUGAACGCACUUGCAGACAUGCCUGACGACCCUCGCUGCCUCCGUCUCGCCGACUACGUGACCACCCAGUGGGUGGAAGGACAUAUACCCCAGACAGCGUGGAACCACUACCAGAACACCGGUCCAAGAACCAAUAACCACCUGGAAGGUUGGCAUGGUCGCCUUAAGAAAAUUAUUUCUAAGGCUCACCCCAAUGUCUUCGAGAUGUUGUCUUUCCUCAGGAAAGAGCAGAAACUGAACGAAAUCAAGCUUGUUCAGUACGCUGCUGGGAGGAAACCGCCACCAAAAAGGAGGAAGUACAUCCAUGUCAACUCAAGACUAGAGACUCUGAAGCAAGAACUCCGAGAUGGUGCCAUGAGUGUCAUGGUUUACGCUGAUGCCGUGUCGCAUCUAAUGAAGUUACAGUGA
Messenger RNA from Haliotis rubra (blacklip abalone), 1323 nucleotides. RefSeq lists its product as uncharacterized. The record is from RefSeq and is a predicted model, not a curated record. The coding region runs from base 1 to 1323 and encodes 440 amino acids. The transcript is spliced from 4 exons. NCBI's taxonomy places the organism in Eukaryota, Metazoa, Mollusca, Gastropoda, Lepetellida, Haliotidae.